This is a messenger RNA of Plasmodium vivax (malaria parasite P. vivax), 1227 nucleotides long. RefSeq lists its product as hypothetical. The coding region runs from base 1 to 1227 and encodes 408 amino acids. The transcript has a single exon. NCBI's taxonomy places the organism in Eukaryota, Apicomplexa, Aconoidasida, Haemosporida, Plasmodiidae. The record is from RefSeq and is a predicted model, not a curated record.
AUGGAAGUCGAGUGGGACAGCGAAACUGUGACAAAAUUUUACAAUUAUUUGUGCGGGACGAUUAGCUACCAAAAUUGCGUCGAAUUGGAAAAGGAUCUGCGAAUCGAAACCGGAACGGAGGAAAAAUUAAACAAACAUAGUUGCAGCUCAUGUAGUGACCAUCAUGGCGAUGUAAAUAUAAGUUGCUUCAAAUUUAAAAAAGAUGAUGAUGAUGUACUGGGAGAAAUACUAGACAGUGAAAAGGACCAAGAAAAUGUGAAAGCGUCCCUGGCAGAAAUAACACAAAAGGCAUUCACCAUAUAUUCAAAUGUAAUUGCCAAGGCUGCUUCCAAAGGGGAUAAUAAAGUAACCCUAGAAACGGAUCAUUUUUUAAGAAGUGAUAUUUUGAGACUCGUUUUUAGUAAGUACAUAACAACAAAGGCGAAGGAAAGAAUCACAGAAAUAAGUUCCAAGAGCACAAAAAAUAUUGUCACUUUGGCGAACCCUCUGAAUAUGAACGAACAUGACUUAAAUAAAAUAGAAACAGACACAAUUGCAAAUUUGAUGCACGAUUAUGUGGGGCUACAGAAAAAUUUCCUGGGGAGGGACUACACUAAGUUAAUAUUUGACGAGUUAGUUUUUAUAGAGUAUAAUAACCAGUUUAACUCAUUUGGCAGGGAGUACAAAAAUGUGAGAACCGAUUUUUACUGCUGGACGUAUAUUACUAGCUUGGACAGGCAGAAACAGAGGGGGCUAUAUAAACUGCUGAAAGAGCUGUCAUUACUCCCGUAUGAGCUAAAUAAAAAGGCAAAUUUAUCCUUGCAGAUAGGUACGCUAUUUCAGUUUUUGUACUUCUCCCCUAAUAAGUCUUAUUUAAAAAAGCAUUGCCAAGGGGGGUAUGGCAAAAUGGACAACGGAAAGAAAGUUACGUGUAUUUAUGUCCCCUUUGUGCAUUCAAAUGAUGACGUAGAAAUUAAGUUGUACAGAAGUGAGUACAACGGGGUGAAUGAGGAGAGUGAGGAGAGUGAGGGGAGGGGUAAGACAGAACCGAACGUUCGUGAUGCCACAACCGUUCCGUCCAACCAAACGGAUGAUGGUGCCCCUUUUCGCGUGAUCAAACCGGAAAGCGACUCGCUCAUCUUUUUGCAAACGAGGAAUGUCUCGUACGAAAUUUCGAAGACGAAGAAUAAGUUUUUCACCGUGAACUUUUCCAUCUCGGGGCCCGUUUCCACGGAGCGGCGCUUAUAA